Molecule: messenger RNA, 3461 nt
Organism: Cyanistes caeruleus (blue tit)
Lineage: Eukaryota; Metazoa; Chordata; Aves; Passeriformes; Paridae
Source: RefSeq, a predicted model, not a curated record
GAAGAUGAACAGAACUGAAUUUUAGGACCUAACUGCUGAUGGGCUGGAUUUUAUCUUGGCAGGAGUUCUGAAGAUUGAUGCAGUGAGAGAAGACACAGCCAAUGGCUUCAGAAUCCGUGGUCCCUGAGCAGGCAAAACAACAUCUGAUAAAGGGAAAAAGGCGGCGGCAGCAGCAGCAGCAACAAACUCGGCCUUCCAGCAGUGAUGGGGAUGAUGAUGUCUUUGUGUUUGAGGCAAAUGAGGCUUGGAAGGAUUUUCACAGCUCUCUUCUUCACUUCUUUGAAGCUGGAGAGCUCUGUGAUGUUACACUGAAGGUUGGUUCGAAGCUAAUCGCCUGCCACAAACUGGUGCUGGCUUGCGUUAUCCCGUACUUCCGAGCCAUGUUUCUUUCAGAAAUGGCUGAAGCCAAGCAGAAGCUGAUCGAGAUCAGGGACUUUGAUGGUGAUGCCAUCGAGGACCUGGUGAAGUUUGCAUACUCCUCGCAGCUCACGCUGACGGUGGACAACGUGCAGCCCCUCCUGUACGCUGCCUGCAUCCUGCAGGUAGAACUGGUGGCCAAAGCCUGCUGUGAAUACAUGAAGCUGCAUUUCCACCCUUCCAACUGCCUGGCAGUCAGGGCAUUUGCUGAAAGCCACAACCGCAUAGACCUGAUGGACAUGGCUGAUCAGUUUGCUUGUGAACAUUUCACAGAAGUAAUGGAGUGUGAGGACUUUGUGAGUGUGUCACCACAGCACCUCCAUAAACUCCUGUCUUCCAGUGACCUGAAUAUUGAAAAUGAAAAGCAAGUUUACAAUGCUGCUAUCAAGUGGCUGCUGGCCAAUCCCCAGCAUCAUGCUACAUGGCUGGAUGAGAUCCUUGCACAGGUACGGCUGCCUCUCUUGCCCAUUUGUUUCCUUAUGGGUGUUGUGGCAAAGGAAGAGAUUGUCAAGCAGAAUCUAAAAUGUAGGGAUUUGCUGGAUGAAGCAAGGAACUACCACCUUCACCUGAGCAGCAGGGCAGUGCCUGACUUUGAGUACUCCAUUCGCACAACACCAAGGAAGCAGACUGCUGGCGUGCUGUUCUGUGUCGGUGGCAGAGGUGGAUCAGGUGACCCCUUCCGCAGCAUCGAGUGUUACUCCAUCAGUAAGAACAGCUGGUUCUUCGGCCCUGAAAUGAACAGCAGGAGGAGGCAUGUGGGUGUGAUCUCCGUGGGAGGUAAAAUCUACGCAGUAGGUGGACAUGAUGGAAAUGAACACUUAGGAAGCAUGGAAGUAUUUGAUCCUCUCACAAACAAGUGGAUGAUGAAGGCAUCAAUGAACACAAAGAGGAGAGGCAUCGCCCUGGCAUCCCUGGGCGGCCCCAUCUAUGCCAUCGGGGGCUUGGAUGACAACACGUGCUUCAGCGACGUGGAGCGCUACGACAUCGACUCGGAUCGCUGGAGCACUGUGGCCUCCAUGAACACUCCCCGGGGAGGUGUCGGCUCUGUAGCCCUGGUGAACCAUGUUUAUGCUGUGGGUGGCAAUGAUGGUGUAGCAUCUCUUUCCAGUGUGGAGAAAUACGAUCCUCACUUGGAUAAGUGGAUAGAAGUGAAAGAAAUGGGUCAGCGAAGGGCUGGGAACGGUGUCAGUGAGCUCCACGGCUGCUUGUAUGUUGUGGGUGGCUUUGAUGACAACUCACCCCUGAGCUCGGUGGAGCGGUUUGACCCACGCUGUAACAAAUGGGAAUAUGUGGCAGAGCUCACAACUCCAAGGGGUGGUGUUGGCAUAGCGACACUGAUGGGAAAAAUUUUUGCAGUUGGAGGUCAUAAUGGCAACGUGUACCUGAAUACAGUAGAAGCAUUUGAUCCCAUAGUGAACAGGUGGGAACUCGUGGGCUCUGUGUCACACUGCAGGGCUGGGGCAGGCGUGGCCGUGUGCUCCUGUCUCAGCAGCCAGAUCCGGGAUGUGGGCCAAGGAUCCAGCAACGUUGUGGACUGCAUGUGAGCUCUGCCACCUCCUCCAAAUUCCAAAGGAGUGCUACAAGGGUGGCACCACAGAGCUUCUAAACACUGUGUUUUUAUAGCAGGUUAAGGAAUAAAUCCAGUAAAUUUUCCUUGUGAAAAUGGUAUCUUCUGCAACUGUAAAGCUUUUGGUGUCUUUCAAAUAGCGAUACAGAAAAACCUGUUAAAACGUGGCAUAAACGUGAGUCCCAUGUGACUCACAGGAGCAAACCUGCCAAGGACUGCAGUUAUCCCAUUCUUGAAAGCUGUAAUUUCAGAAUCGUUUGAGGUAGCUGUUGCAAGGACUCAAUAUUGAACUGUAAAUCAGGCAUGUGGUGAGGAGACCAGCAGCAGCUACUGCUGCUGAGCUUCCCCCAAAAGCCCUGCUACGUGUUGUCUGGAGGGCUUGAGUGCCAUUUCAUUUAACUUAUUUUCUGGAAUGGAGUCUUAAACAUUUCCCAGUUGUACGAGAGCUCUGUAACUGAAGGUGUCUCAAGUUGUACAAGUAAUGACAUCCUUGAUGCUGAGAGAUACUGAGAUAACUGAGGCAGAGAAGUUCACUGCUCACCUCCAGAGGGAAUGCUGCCAGCAGUGGAAUUGCAGGGAUUCUGUCUGAAAACUGUCUUUCAAAGUAUUUUCUCGAGUUAAUAAACUUGUUAGAAAGCUGGAAAGAUUAUUCAAAAUCUCAGUCUAAAAGAUCUGAGUUUAGCCACUGGAAUACUGGAAUUCUCUAGUCUUCCUUGAAAUUUGGAAUUACUACCCCCCUCUCCAAAGUAGUUGCUGUUGAGACGUCCUUCCUGAAGUAACCAGUGUAAUUUGUCCUAUUUUGAGAUGAUAGUGUGUGAAAAUGUAGGGUUCAGUGGUGGUUAAAUCACCAUUUUUAUAUAAAAUGGAAAUGCAUGAUAAAAUUCGUGGUAUUCUGUAAAACUUUCAGUACAACUCUAGAAGACUUGACUGUUUUAAGUAUCCGGUAGCAACUCUGGUAACAUUCUCGAGUUACUUGCUCUUUUAAGGGAGCAGAUAAAUAACCUCAAAACCUUAAAUGAACCAAAGAGAGUCAGCAAGAGAGAUAAUUGGAAUAAACCAGUACUUCCAUUAAAAAAUUGAGAUAGCAAUGUGACAGCCCUGCAUACAAAGAUGUCUUGUUACACCAUUACAACCCCUGAAUCCUGAGUAAAGUCCUGCUGGAAAGACUGCAGAUUCCUGUUCCUGCAUCACCUUGAACAGACCCAACAACUGACAAUCCUUUGUGACCAAAGUUUUGCAAUUACUGGGUUGUUCCAAAUACCCAGGGAGAGCAGCAAACUUCUCUGCAUUCAGGACUGGGAAGAGGCAGGACAGCAGGAGUGAGGAGGCACAGUUGUGUUUUUCUGCUGUUACCAUCAUUUGGCUUUCCUGCCCAAAAUGGUAGCAUUUUUACCAAAUGCACUUUGGCAGCAGCCAGGCACAAAGUGAACAGUACUGUAAAUAAUGAAACAUUGCAAUAAAGCAUUUGUACUUCAAA